Messenger RNA from Coccinella septempunctata (seven-spotted ladybird), 1969 nucleotides. RefSeq names its product transcription initiation factor TFIID subunit 4-like. The transcript has 14 exons. The coding region runs from base 95 to 1921 and encodes 608 amino acids. Lineage: Eukaryota; Metazoa; Arthropoda; Insecta; Coleoptera; Coccinellidae. The record is from RefSeq and is a predicted model, not a curated record.
AAGUAAUCUGAAUAUGUGACAUUUUCAAUCCGAAAACUGACAAUUCGUUUAUUCUAAUUCGUAAUUUCAAAUUUAUCGUUUCCUUAAACCCAAAAUGUCUAGAUUACCAAAACCCUCCGGUUUGCCGGUACGUUCUGGGAUACCCAGACCCGGUGCAGGUCCAGCUGCCCAUUCAUCGACAUUAGCUCCACCCACAGCAGGAAUACCUGCCUCAAGAUCUAGUCCAUCUGGAUUGCCAAGACCUGGCUCUACACUCCCUUCCUCUGGCUUGGGUCCUCCAGGUAUUGGUUUCAGACCACCACGACCAGGAAUCAGGCCACCAGGCCCCGGACCAGCCAGACCAGCUGGGCAACCAGUGGCUGGUCCAUCAUCAAGGCCUGGAUCCUCUGGAACCAGAGAAAUCGCUUCGAAAACGACAGUUACCGUCACCAAAGGACCCGGCCAAAGAUCGGUAGCCAUGAAGACCGACCAAAGCGUAGUCCCAAAAGCCUCGAGAACUGUGGCCAAACCAAAAAUGGGAGCACCAGUCGGAUCCAGAAAAUCGCAAGCAGCUGUGCCUAUACCGCCUCCGUCCGUUUUGAGGAAACAGGUGGCUCUGCAGGUGAAGGCGACUGCGGCUAAAGCUCCUCAAGGGUCGAGGAUAACAGCAACAGCAGCCAAGAAGACCACAGUCCCGGCGAUGGAGCAGAUCAUGACUCCAGCUGGUCCUCAGCAAGUUCUCCAAAAGGUCAUCACGGAGAAACGGGUGGAAAGAUCGAAGCAAGGGGAAGUUGUUUCCAGGAAUAUAAAGACAAUAGAAACCGACCCUCGAACGGGGGAGACCACACAAGUGGAGGAGGAAGUCCAAAAGCUCAAUCCAGAUUUCCCUGUACCGCAGGGUCCAGUGAAAGAAAUAGUGACUGUGGUGAGCGAGAGGGAUAUAACUGCUUCUUACGAAGCGACCACCGAGAACAUAAUAAGGGAAACGACUAAGCUGGACACAGGGCUUGGGAUGGACCCCCAACAAGUGUCCCAGCUGGUGGAGGAAGAAAAAGAAGACGUGGAGAACGCGCUGCGGAUCAACCCGCCGGAAUUGGCUAACCAAUCUCCGGAAAGGUAUCCUUUGAAGAAAAGGCUUCAAGCGCUCAGGUUGAGCCCGGAAAACAUUGCGCUUCUUGAGCAGUCGGUGAUUCAACCCCCAAUAACAGCAGAUGAACCGUUACCAGAAGCUUCUCCAGAAGUGAUGGCCAAAGUGAUAAACGCUCUGGACAAGAGCAUGCAGCCGAAGCUAGAUCCUGAAGCAACAUUCAAUACCCUGUUCACUGAAGGUGGUACAGAAGAAGCACCAUCAGCUAUGGUGAAUAUAAGUUCUGUCGCGCCUGGUCCACUCGGAGACGUUGUCAUACCUGUCAACGACGUCCCUGACACUAUACAGGAGGAGAUGUUGAGUCAAAAAAUGGAACAAACGUCUGUUAUCGUCCAAACAGCUGAGGAGAAACCACCCGAUUUCUCUUAUUCCAUGAGGACGCCCCAACCGCCUAAGAAGAAAGAAAGGAAGAAAUGGGCUCCCUACAAACCAAUAUCAGAUGAAGGCCCUCCAUGGCUGCAAAUGGAUAUGCCAGAGGCCAGUGAAGCUAUUGGAGCGAUGCCGAGGGAGAACUUGGACGCUUCAAACAUACUAGAAACCACCCAGGUCGGUCAGAUGAACGAAGAAGUUGCCAAAGGUAUCGAAUAUUACAUCGACUGUAAUCCGCUCCAAUACUGCUCUAGAGUACAACUGAGAGGAUCACAACCGCCCCCUUGGUUCCCAGGUUAUGUGUACGCGCUGUCAGACAUGGCAGACAGCGUAGAAGUCGCCAGAUCGCCAAGUCAGGUUAUGUUCGCCGCUUGGAGGUCCGUCCAACCGGAAAUAUUCCCGGACGAUUCAAUUGUUUACAACUAACGUGAUAAAAUCGUGGAGUAAAUAAAAGACGAAGCAACGUUCAGUAGA